Messenger RNA from Cucurbitaria berberidis CBS 394.84, 1749 nucleotides. Its product is annotated as GPI transamidase component GPI16 precursor. Bases 1 to 1749 code for a protein of 582 amino acids. Lineage: Eukaryota; Fungi; Ascomycota; Dothideomycetes; Pleosporales; Cucurbitariaceae. The record is from RefSeq and is a predicted model, not a curated record. Gene Ontology annotation, cellular component: GPI-anchor transamidase complex. Gene Ontology annotation, biological process: attachment of GPI anchor to protein. The transcript is spliced from 2 exons.
AUGCUCUCGUCUCUUUUCUUCUUGUUGCUCAAUGCCUUCGUAGCAUUCGUCCACGCGAGCUCCGACUACCACGAGCAGCUCCUUCUUCGACCCCUUCCGCAAGGCACACUUCUUGCCUCGUUCAACUUCCGCAGCAACGAGAGCGCUGCCUCGUUCGAGCAGCAGAAUUUCCGAUACUUCCCGAGGCCUUUCGGGCAGAUCUUGCAACAUGCGCACGCAAAGGAGCUGCACCUUAGAUUCAGUGUUGGGAGGUGGGACGCCGACAACUGGGGCCAGCGGCCGUGGCACGGAGCAAGAGAGGGGGGAACUGGUGUGGAGUUGUGGGCUUGGGUAGAAGCUGACACUGAAGACGAAGCAUUCGCACGAUGGCUGACGCUCACAAACGCGCUGUCUGGCCUCUUCUGUGCUUCUCUCAAUUUCAUCGAUGCCACCAAAACGAUACGACCCGUCAUGGCUUUUUCCCCCGAAGGCAGUCACGGAAACACAUCGAAUCUCCAUCUACUGCACGGCACACUGCCUCAUGAGGUAGUAUGCACGGAGAAUCUGACUCCUUUCAUCAAGCUGCUACCUUGCAAGGGCAAGGCGGGUAUCUCAAGCUUGCUGGACGGCCACAAGCUCUUCGAUGCUUCAUUUCAGACCAUGGCCAUCGAUGUACGCCCAACGUGCGAGGAAGGCAGCUCCACCUGCUCGUUGGAGAUGGAGCAGACUGUUGACAUGGUCUUGGACAUCGCCCGAUCAAAACGUCCACGAGACAACCCCAUCCCCCGGCCCCUGCCAAUCGAACAGAUUGAGUGUGACACUUCGAAGCACUAUAACGCGGAUGACACUUGCUAUCCCUUGAACAAGGGAACUGAACCGUCGUGGACACUAGAGGAAGUGUUUGGAAGGCCACUGAAGGGAGGUUGCCCGUUGCAUGAAGAGAGUGGACUAGAGACAAACACUCUUUGUAUCAAUACGCCACCAGAGCGCACUGUAGAAGUCAACACAACCGGACAGUUUACCGAAUCAAAAUUGGUUUCGGACACGCUUCGAUGUUACCAGUUGCCCACUGGCCCAGACUUCGACCUCGUCCUCCCCGAGCAGAAGAUGACUACCGGUCUCGUUCGUCCCGACCCCCCGGUUUUUGCUGCGAGGUCCAUCAACGGACAUGGUCAGGAACGAGGAAGCACGCAAUCUAUCAUCAGGAAUCCUUCCACGACCGAGGCGGUAGAGAUUGUGUAUUUGGAGUCUCUCCCUUGGUUCAUGAAGCCGUACCUUCACACCCUGCGUGCCCAUGUUGACACUUCUGAUGAGAGCCCAAUCAAGGAGACGUACUAUCGACCAGCAGUUGAUCGAAAGCGCGGCACACAUCUUGAGCUACGCAUGGUCAUCCCGCCUAGCUCUACCUUGACGCUGACCUACGACUUUGAGAAGGCUAUUCUGCGAUACACUGAGUAUCCGCCCGACGCGAAUCGCGGCUUUGACGUUGCGCCUGCCGUUAUCCGAAUUCUCUCGCCACACUCGGGGGACAAUAAGGGCAUCUACGUACGCACCACUUCGUUGUUGCUGCCACUUCCUACGCCAGACUUUAGUAUGCCGUACAAUGUUAUUAUCUUGACUAGCACCGUCAUGGCGCUAGGGUUCGGCAACAUCUUCAACCUGCUGGUGCGCCGCUUCGUAGGCGUAGAUGAGGUGCCAGCGACCGGGGGGUUGAAAGGCAUCUUGAUGGGCAAAAUACAUAGACUCAGAGCAAUACUCGGGAGGGCCUAA